This is a messenger RNA of Brachypodium distachyon (stiff brome), 1964 nucleotides long. RefSeq lists its product as uncharacterized. The record is from RefSeq and is a predicted model, not a curated record. Gene Ontology annotation, molecular function: calcium ion binding. The transcript is spliced from 5 exons. Lineage: Eukaryota; Viridiplantae; Streptophyta; Magnoliopsida; Poales; Poaceae. The coding region runs from base 207 to 1370 and encodes 387 amino acids.
CACGCGCGUUAUCCAGCCGCCGACCACUCCCAAACUUUUUCCCCGGCCGGUUCCUUGAUUUCCUUUCCAAAAUGCUUUUCAUUCCCGUCUCCUGAUCCUAGAGCUGCCUGUAGUGGAAAAAAAAAGGCCGGCGGCGCCCGGUGCAACUUUUUCUCGUUUGGCACGCAGUAGUACCAUCAGUAUAUAAAGAACACGGAGGCAAGGCAAUGGAGAGGAGCUGGUUCGGGCGGAGGAAGACGAAGAAGCGGCAGGGUGGGGAGAAGGAAGACCGGCAGAAGGUGGUGGUGGACGGGACGGAGAUACGGGAGCUGGUGGGGGACAGGGAGGCGUUCGGCAUGUUCGCGGAGAGCAAGUUCAGGGAGCUCGACGCCGACGGGGACGGAAGGCUGUCCGUGCGGGAGCUGCAGCCGGCCGUGGCCGGCAUCGGCGCCGCGCUCGGGCUGCCCGCGCAGGGGUCCGACCCCAACGCCGACCACAUCUACUCCGAGGCUAUGAGCGAGGUCACGCAAGGGAAGCAAGAGGGGGUGAGCAGGGCAGAGUUCCAAGAGGUCUUGUCCGACAUUCUCCUCGGCAUGGCGGCCGGGCUCAAGAGGGACCCGAUCGUCAUACUACGCAUCGACGGCGAGGACCUGAGGGACUUCGUUUCCAGCCCCAGAUACGAACCUGCAGCCGCUGCCAUCUUCUCACAAGCCGGGUCUGAAGAUGCCUCUUCUCUCCGGCAACGCCUGCUAGCUGCUGUUCGGCAGCUCGGCGUCGACCAUGGAAUGCCCCCAGCUGCUGACCCUUGGGUGCUAGAGAACGUCAUAGAGCCGGCGUUGCAGCGACUCUCCGCCGAUCAGCUUGAGCAGCCAGUGGCGUCCAAGGACAUCUUCUUGGAACAGCUCAAGAAGCUCCUCGGCGACGUCGUGGAGCGGCUCCAGGAGCGGCCUGUGAUCGUCGCACACACCGAGAACACCUUCGACGGGAGCGGUGUCAGGAGUCUGCUGGCCAACAAGUUCGAGCUGGACAAGCUGUUGGAUUCUGUCUGCAAAGACGUGCCGGUAGAGCAUAAGAAGAAGGCGUCCAAGGAGUGCCUGCGAGCCGCGCUAGAUAAGAUGGCUGAUGCAGCAAGCUUACCACCUCAUGGCUCUGUUACUCAGGUGGAUGCCAUCGUGGACGAGGCGCUCAAGAUGGCGAAUAACGCCCACGACGGGAAGGCGGUAGACGAAGCGGAGUUCAAGAAACUCCUGACGGAGGUCCUGGGAGCCGUGAUGCUGCGGCUGAGCGGCGACCCGGUCUUCGUCUCCACCAGCACCGUCGUCCAUGAGUCACUGUCCAGUUCGUCCACGCUGCUGUCCUCGCCGGCGGUGCCGUCGCCGCCGAGCGAGUAAAGCAGUACACACAACAAAGUUAAGUAUGAGAGGACGAGCAUAAGGCCUCUCUGUAUUUUAAACAGUGGCUGUGAUGGUGCUUUUUGUCUGAUCACGCGCUGCGGGGCAUGCAUUGCAUAUUUGCGUGCAUCCAUUGCUUGGUGACAACCUGACAGGAUGCAAAAUAAGAUGCCGUUUCGUCAGGUUUGUUGGCCUGGUUGAUGUAUAAGUUUGGAAUAAUAAGGCUUCCGAGCCAGACACAUUGUCAAUUGGAAUAUGCAAAUGUUUUGCAACUUUCGUUGGGGAGCUGUUACCACGGACAAAAGCCUUCAGCUAUCUUUCAAAAAAUAGAGAAUGAUCAGUUAAAAAAGGGGAGAAUAAAACACCUAGCUCUGAUUCCCAGCACUCCAGAGAAUUACACAACAGAAUGCAACUGCAGUGCAGUGUUACGGCAAUCCAAGGUGUGAGUGUUCACUGGAUUAUUUCUGCAUUUCAAGGUUGCAACAUUGGGGCAUAGUAAACAGGCUUAAGAUUGUUGCAGAAAUUAUUAGUUUGUGACGCUCUGAAAGUUUGUGUGCAUGUAUAUUUGCAACUUGCAAAGUUUUUUUUUUCUUA